Messenger RNA from Botrytis sinoallii, 1014 nucleotides. RefSeq lists its product as uncharacterized. The transcript is spliced from 2 exons. Bases 1 to 1014 code for a protein of 337 amino acids. The record is from RefSeq and is a predicted model, not a curated record. Lineage: Eukaryota; Fungi; Ascomycota; Leotiomycetes; Helotiales; Sclerotiniaceae.
AUGCCGAUCGGUGAUCUUCUCGCCCAGAUUUCGGGGGGCCCAAGUCCAGAUUCAACAAUGACGAUGCCGACCGCCACUCUUCCGCCAAAGCGGAAAGCAAACGAUGACUUGAGGAAGCCGGUUGACAAACUUCAAAGGCCAAACACUGCUACUAUAUCGAGACCAAUGACCCAAGCGCAUCGUCCUACAGCUGUUGAUAUGAGUAUGGGCAGGAUGAAGAUCGACACGAAACAACAAAGACCAACUCCGAGCUCGGCUAAUACCGCCAACACCACUUUCAAAAACGGCCAGCCAACACCACCUCCAUCGUCCACCGAAUCAACAAAACCUCCCAAGAAAGGUUCAUAUGCGGAGAUUUUGGCACGGGGAAAAGCUGCACAGGCUUCUUUGGGUCAGGUUGGAAAGAUUCAACACAAACGCAUCGAGAAAGCACCAUCAAAGCGAGAGUCGGAUAAACUAAGGACCCAAAAGGGGAAAACCAUUCAAAAGGGACUAGAACCAAAUUCCAAAUUUCAAAGACCUGGCCAGGUUCCCGCUCGGAAUGGACAGAGUGGCACGAAUGGUACGAAGUCUGUUGGUGCCAAGGCUCCGCCACCAGCUGUUGAAAAGAAAGUCAAAAAAGCUGCAACAGCAACGACUGGAUACACCGGGACUGCUCGCCCAAGACCAGGAGGUGGUGGUCCAACUGCUAACAAGCCAAGUGCACCUUCAUAUUCCGCUCGUAGUGGCAACGACCGAUAUAAAAAUGGUAGAAAGAACCUCGAUCGCUACUAUGCUACUGAUGAGGAUGAGGAUGAAGAUGACAUGGAGGGUGAAGUCGAGGAAGAUGACUAUGCAUCCGAUGUAUCUUCUGAUAUGGAAGCAGCCACGUUCGAAGUCGAUGAAGAAGAAGAAAAGGCCGCUGCUAUCGCCAGGAAGGAGGAUGCUGAAGCUCUUGCCGAAGAGAACAGACUCAAGAGGGAUAAAGCUGAAAAGCGAGCACGACUUGCAGCUAUGGCCAAGUCCAGAAGAUGA